This is a messenger RNA of Didymodactylos carnosus, 7675 nucleotides long. Lineage: Eukaryota; Metazoa; Rotifera; Eurotatoria; Philodinida; Philodinidae. The record is from the annotation of a GenBank genome assembly.
CUCCAUGUUGGACUUUUCACUUUAGAAAGUUCCUGCGAGAGUCAUCAGGACUCCUUACGAUUCCUGCUGGAGUUUUUCAUAAACUUGGGACUCCCGUUGGAGUUUUGCCGGGAGUCUCGACUAGGGAGGUUAUCUCAAAAUCUAUUGUGGGAGAUAUGAAUGACGUUGUCCUUAGUUGCAGAAGAAGAUUAGGAGCUAUGUACCGGGUCUGCAUAGAUACUCCAAAUAACAUUUGGUCAGCAAUUUAUAAAUCUUCUGUAUUAAGCAAACUAGACUAUUGUAGUUGUUGUCUGUAACAGUACUCGGUAUGGAUUUACAUUAGAUAAAAUAACCAAACUAGAAGCAAGGUUACUAUGUAAGAAAUUAAAGUGAACUUGUUAAAAAGCUGUAUUUACUGGAUUUAGCAGUUAGACGUAAAUAUUUUCGCUUUAUCAACAAUUACCUCAGCUUUUAUCGAACCUUUGCAAGGGCACCGAAUUGACAGACUGAAUCAAUAUAGAAUGAAUUUCCAGUAAGUAAACAUUCCAGUGGUAACAAAAACCCAUACCGCAGCCUGUUUUUUCUACCAAACAGCAUAGACUGGAAUGUGUCGGUGGAAAAAAUUGUUUCUUCUAGUACGUUAGAUCAGUUUAAAAAUGCCAUUAAAGUUUAUUUACAGUUAUUUUUUACUCAUCAGUGUUUUUGUAUUAUUUUUCUUUCUUUUUUCAGUUGCGGUUGGUUUUAUUCCUCCGUUUUCCUAAGGUGGCACUAUCUUUCGUUAUAAGUUGUAUUUACUUUUUGUGCUUUUGCAUUUUCUCCCUUUCUAGAUUAUAUAUCUUGUUGUGAAAAUAAAUUUUCCCAAGUUCAAGAAUUCAAAUAUCAAAGAGAAGAUUACGUACCAAAGAAUAACAGUUAAGUCAAAUUAUUACAGACGAAAAUAAAUAAUUCGAUUACUAUUACUAAACUGUUAAAUAAAUUCCAAAUCACUAAUUUUCUUGUAGAACGUUAUAGUGGGUAUUAGUUUAUAGCUUUUAUCAUUUCUGUCUUAAUAACAGAUGUCGCCAUUUGCACCGAUAUAGAAGUAUUAGAAAGGACUUCUGGAACAUCAAUAGGGCAACGGUCUAUCAGAAACCAAUCGUGAAAUUUUAUAGUCACAAAAGACAUCGAUAAUGAGGUAACACUUAGUUUCUUAUUCAUCUAUGAAGCUGUCAUGUCGGAUGAAAAAUUAAGUUUGGCAGCAUAGCGCCCUGGAAAAAGAAAACAAUACAAAAAAUGACUAAUAUUAAAUUUCAAAUGUGUGGAGUUUUUUUAUUUCGAAGGUUAAACUGAUACAUGAUAUAUAAAAGUGUUGUAAUAAAAAGAAAAUAAAGUGCACUUUUUUCUUUUUUGGUUUUUUAAAAUAAACAUCACAUGCUAGAAAAAAAGAUGAUGUUUUUAUUGAAAAUUAUUUUUAAAAAGCUGUUGUGAAAUGAAGGAUUUAUUAACCCAGUUAGUUUAAUUCAUAGUGUGAUUAUUCGCAAGAAAAGGUAAUAAUGUAGACAUUUUGUUUGCACAUUUUUAACUCUGAUUAAGAUAAAUAUUCCUUUAGCAGAUGCUCCCCUUAUCGGGAGUGUUAAUGGGGGAGGACCUACUAAACAGGUAAGAUGGCUGGUCAAAUUUCUUAAGGUAAAGAAUUUAAGACCUCUGGGUUGACUUUUACACAAAGCAAGCUGUUUGAUUUUAGUUUGCAAUGUUGUUUUUUCUUUGAAUACAAUCGAUACCUCACAAAAGUCAGAAAAGAAGGCGGUACACAAAUUUCUUGCGAUGUUUCUUUCUACUCCCAUUGUCCCGAACAACGCCAUAUUCCUCAGAAACGGGCGAGUAUGAGUAAUUUAUAUACUCACUCUUCUUGUUUGAAGUACUUCAGUGGUUAAUUUAAAAAACAUUGACAAAUAUUUUGACUACAUUUUUUAAAUCAUAUUUGAUCUUGUCUAAAACAUCUGAUCGUUUAAAGUAGACAAAGGGAUAUGGUAAUCCAAACUCUUUAUUACUGAAAACUGAAAAAACUUUUGCUUUUUUCAAGAUACCACUGGUGCACGAGUGAAAUUUUUUUGUACAUGUACUCAAGCAAAAAUAUCCGGCACUUGCACUCAUAAAAAGUAUACUCGCUCAACUCUAAUCCGUUUCGUUGUACAGACAUGUUUGACAGUCACAAACACGAUGCUUUUCAUUACAAUGAGCUUUUGUUACUUUUGUUGAAAAAACAGAUGAUAGGCAUCUUGGCAAUCAUGUAAAUAAAUAGUAAUUUGUGCUUUUACGCCCUUCACAUGAAUAUUACGAUUGAACGUUGACGGUAUCCAAGAAAAUGUGAUUGUUUCGAGAAGUAACAAAAGAGCAGUCGAGUUGAAUAUCAGAAAAUGUAAAUAGUUCUAGAUUUAUUUAAUUGAUAGCUAUUUGUUCUAUUCAAUUGUCAAUGGAAGAUCCACUACCUUGCUCUUGAAAUUUUAUUGUUAUUUUAUGGUUAUAUUUCUAUUUAGUUGAAGCGCGCCGUGCAUUUGAUCGCCAUUCUAUGGCCACUUUAUUAUCAUCAAUGUCGAAUACCGCCUAUUUAUUAACUCCUAAAAAUGAUUUAUCAUCGUCUGAUUCACAACUCAUUGAUAUUCUAUUAAAUGGUAGUCAUGAUCAAAUUGUUCAGUUUAUAAAUCGUUGGUGUAAACAACAACGUCGUUCUCGUUUACAGACCAUUGUCGAUUCUUCUCAACGAUAUGAUAUAUUUUUAUCACUCAUUAAUACUCUCAUUCAAACUCAAAAUAGUGAAUAUCAAUUGAACUGUUUGCAAUUAUUACUUGAAUUAAACAUCUUACAUCAUCAAAAUUAUGAUCAACGUACAUAUUUACCAGCUAUUUUAAAAUGUCUAGCAUCACCAUCAACAGAUGUUAAUCAAUUAUGUUUACAAAUAUUAACAAAACAAAUUCAAACUACGCACGAUAUUUCCACUUAUUUACACAUCUAUAUCCAAGAUGGACUUAAAUCACAACAAACACGAAUAGUAGUUAAAUCGAUUCAAUACUUAAAAGAUAUUAUCACGAAACAAUUACAAUAUGAAAAUUUAUCACCCAUUGUUGAAUUAUUACUAAAAUGUUUAAAUGAAAGUACAUUUCGUUUAACCUAUGAACAGAUUCUUGUGGAUGCCGUUAGACAUAUGAAAAAUAUUCUCGGAAAUGAUUUGUUUAUUACUUAUUUAGAUACAUAUUCAAGUACUUUAAGAAAAGCUUAUUUUACACACGUAAAAGAAACAAAUAAUAAUAACGGUGAGGAUGAGGAUGGCGGAAAUGAUACUAAUUUAGAUGAUACAGACGAAGAUGAAACACCAAGAGCAACCAUCAACGAAAAAGUGCCAUAUUUUCAUUCAGUUUCAAAUGGUUUUAAACUAAACGGUGUGCACAAUUUGUCUCCAUAUUUGAGUAGUGGUAAUGGUGAAAAUUCCCUACAAUUACGUAAUAAGCCAUCCACUACUACUACCAAUGAUAUUGGUGAUAAUGAGUUUAAUCAAAUUGUUGAAUUAAUUAAAACAAAAUGGUUAAGUUUAAAUGAAACAACACGUUUACAAUAUUUAGAAAAAUUUAAAUUAACAUAUGAAAAACAAGCAAUAGCCAUUAAAACUCAAGAAGCAACAGAUAAAACUGAUCAAAAUAUUCCACAAAUAUUUUUAACAUUUUUAACAACUAUUAUAGAUCUUCUUGUUUAUAUUACAUCAUCAACAAUUGAUAUAUCAAUUAAAAUUAAAAUACAUCUUUGUUCAUGUUUAAUGUGGUUGAUUAAAAAUUUGAAGAAUCAAUGUAAAAAAGAUUAUAAACAAAUCUGUACAAUAUUUAAAAAUAUUUUAUGUAAUGGAAAUUCAAAUAAUCGACAAUUAGCAAAAUUAUCUGUUAGUUUAGUAUUAAUAUUAGAAAAUUAUGUUCAUCCACAAUUAGUUUUAAAUGAAUUAAUUGACAAUGAUAUAUUUGAUUCUUAUACAUAUCGUAGUCAAUUAGAAAUGUUAGCAAUUGUUACGGCAACAUUACUUAAAUAUCGUCAUCAAAAAUAUGAUCAACUAUUUUCAAUAUGUAAACGUUUUUUUCCAUUAUUAAUAACGAAUCGUCGUGAAUUACGACAUGGAGCAAUUGAAUGUUUUACAGUUAUUUGUUAUUAUAUGAAUCAAUAUAAAAAAAUACCGUUAAUUAUUGAUAUGGUUAAUCCACAAUUAAAAUUAUUAUUUCAAACAAUUGAACAAUUACCAUUAAAUGGACAUGAAGCUGCACUUGCUCUCAAAUAUCGAUUACAAAGAAAUAUUUUACCUGUAUUAACUGAUGAAGGAAAUAUUACGCCAGGUAUCGUUCUUAGUGAUCAAUCAAUGAUAAAUGAUCCAGAUGUUAAAUUUAUAUUGUCUGCUAAUCUACAACCAUCACCCUCUCCAGCUUUAUAUCAACAACAACAACGAAUAUUACAGAAUAAUAAUAAUAAUAAUAAUAAUAAUUCAAAAUUGUUACACUUAGCCAUGCCAUUUGUCCCAAAAUCAAUUAUAAAAAAUAGUUCACCAACAAAUGAGGUAAUGAGAAGUCGAGAGAUACCGCCUCUACGUCCACCAGAUACUGACACAUUUACUAGCCAUCAUCAUUUUGAUACAAAUCAAAACACCCUUCAAUUUCGACCUGUUAUACCUCGACGAAAUUCAGGCACAACAGUUUCUCGGCUACCCUCAAAUCCAUGGUCAACUCCAAAUAUUAAUACACAACCAUACAACACAAAUAAUCACAAUCACACUGAUCUAUUAAAUAAACGUACUCAUUACGAUUUAGAUCUUGAAAAUGAUGACGGAAUUGAUACUGCAUUAGAAUCAAGAUCUAUAAAUACAUUGGACGAAAGACUGUUACCAGUGCAAGAUUAUAAUAAUCCAUUAAAAAAACCCGUACAUUCUGUUCACAAUAGUUCAACAAGACGAAAAGCUGACAAAAUCUUUAGUAGUGAAUAUGAAUCAUUAUCAACACGAACAUUAACACCUGAAAAUAGUAACGAAAGUGGAGUUUAUUCGCAGUAUUCAUCUGGACGAGAAUUAGACUAUACACAUCAAAAUAAUUCUAAUAACUAUAAUAAUAAUAAUAACAAUGGAAAUAUUGAUGAUCAUACUUCGAGACCAAAUCAUAUAACAGGCAAAGAUCAAUUAUUUACAACUAAGCCUCGUCUAGCUCGUUCUGGUUCAAAAACUAAACAACAGUUAUUUAACGAUCUCUCAUCAUAUAGACAAUUAGAUUUUAAUCCCUCAUUUCAUCUACUCCCAUCAAAUACAAAUGUUGAAAUUGUUGGUAAAGGCUACAUGGACGAUAGACCAAGAAGACUAUCAACAGAUCCUGACGAAAAACCAUUGAUCAAUAAAAAUCGACCAAAAAUAAUCAAAGGAUCUGUCAUCACAACGCCUUUGGCUACAACUACACAUACAAAUGUUAGUAGUGAAGAUUCAAUCGGUGACGACGGACAAGAAAUUGGUGUUAUUGGAAAAGCGGUUUAUCUUCCUAUACGAACAAUUCGUGCAGAAACUGAUCCAUCAAAAAUAAACUAUUUACAACAACAAAAAUUAUCUAAACGAAGUGAUAGUGAACUAUUUUCCGAUUUUGAUAGUGAUACCAAAGAAAACGAAAAUUUAGUUGAUCCUGGUCACUCACUAUCAGCAUCAUUUCGCUUACGUGUACAACAAAAAACGCAAGAAAAAAUUGAACAAAAGGAACGGCGUCGUCAAGAACGAGAAAUUAAACGUCGUCAAGAACCUUUUCAACCAAAAUCUAACAUGACAAAUAAUUCAAAUCAAAUGUUGUAUGAUGAACAACAACCACCAACAUCAUCGUCUACUUCAACAAGUCGUUAUUCGUCAAAUCCCGAUUUAUCAUCAGUAGCAACGAAUAAUGAUUUACCACCAACUCCUAGACGAAUAAUAACCAAUGAUAAUAAUAAUAAUAUUCUGCCUAAUGUUGCAUCACAACGACAAAAAAUGUAUAAAAACUCUAUGGCAAGAUCACAAACAUUUAAUAAUCGACGUGAUUUAUCUACAACUGAACAACGUCUAGCAUUCAAUAGACCAUUGUCUGAAGAUCGUGUAACAGAGCAAUUAAGAAAUCCAGAGGCUGUUUAUAGAGAAGCAAUGGAAUCCGUUGGAUCUGAUGAUUGGGAAAGAAAAUGUUCUGGUUUAAGCCUCUUACAACGUUUAAUUGCACAAUAUCCUGAUUUAGUAACACAAAAUAUUCAUCAAGUCGUUCUUAUUCUAAUACAAGAAGUAAAAAAUCUUCGAUCUCAAGUAGCUCGUUUUGCAAUAUCAACAUUUUCUGAUAUGUUUAAACAUUUGAAACGAAACAUGGAUAUUGAACUAGAUCUAACUGUUAAAGCAUUAUUACAAAAGAACGGUGAAACUGUAGACUUCUUUCGAUCUGAUACAGAAAAAUGUUUACAAACAAUGAUUGAUAAUGUAACAACUCAAAAAGCAUUACAAGCAUUGAUUGCUGGUGGUGCAAGUAUUUGUUUAAAAAAUAGUCAUCGUAAUCCCGCUGUUCGUAAAGCAUCAGCACAAUUUAUCUAUGUUGUAUGUGAAAAAAUGGGUCCGGGAAAAAUUCUAAGCGGCAUCAAAGAUAUAACAGAACGAGUACUCCAAGUAGCAGCACAAUUUGUAUCAGAUGGACCACCAGAAAUAAGGUGGUACGGUAAGAAAAUUUAUCAAAUGUUAAUAUCAUAUGAUGAAUUAGAUAGUAUGAUGCAACGAUAUUUAAUUCCAGCAACGUAUACACAUAUGAGAGAAGUAUUAGAUACGAUAAGAGUUAAAGGUGUCGGUGAAACGCCCAGUGAAUCAGCUCGUAACAAUGGUAGACGAGUAUUAUCCACAGAUAAAAUAGGAUCAACUGGAAAUUUAACAUCAAAUCAAUUUUCAUCUAUUCGAAAAAUGAAUAGUGCUGACCAAACGGAACAAAUUCGAAAUAUUGUUAAACAAAUGCGUAGUACAGAUUUUCGUCAAAGGAUGGAUGGUGUUGAACAAUUUCAAAAAUUAUGUGAAUUAGAAACAGAUGCAGCUUCUGUUUCUCUUGUACAGAUAUUUGAUGCUUUCAAUGAUUGUUUGUCUGAUAUGAAUUCAAAAGUAACAUUAAAAUCGUUGAAUACAAUGCAUCAAAUUGUUCCAAUAUUAGGUGAUGCACUAAAUGGCAUAAUUAAUUCAACACUGCCAAUUAUAGCCCAAAACAUAGCAUCAAAAAAUCAUGAAAUAUCACAAUUAGCAUCGGAUAUUAUUGAUGCGGCAAUUGAAUAUAUCGAUAGUGGUGUUCUAUUGCAACCGUUAUGUGCACUAAGUCAAAACAGUAAUCCACGUGUUAGACCUGAAAUUGUCCUUAAAUUAGCAUCUAUUGUUCCAAAAGUAUGUCAACGACGUCAGAAACAAGUAGAAAUUCAUUUAUUACCAACAUAUUGGAAAUUAUUGGCACUAUUACGCGGACAAACUUCUACAAUGUUAAACAAUACGAACACAACGAUGACAACAUCAUCAGCUGGUGUUGGUAAUUUAAAUUCAUCUAUUCAUACUCUCACGACAGCCUUAUACGUUGAACUUGGCUCAGUAUUAAUUGAAAAAGCUAGUUCAUCAUCAGCUGUAGCACCAAAAAAUCUUCAAUUAUUACGAGAAUUAUGUACGAAUAUUGAUGCCGUAUAA